GGUCAGCUAACUGCCUUCUAUGGAAACACCCUGGAACCGUACAUGACGACGCCGGUGAGCCCCACGAACAAUCCUGGGCCGCCCGAGGCCAUGCCCGCAGAACCUUGUGAAUUGCGCCAGAUCAUACCGUCUCCACGCAUAGAUGAACAUGUGGUCUACGUCCUCGGACAUGAUGCACUUUAUGUCUACUCGAAGUAUGGAAAACAGCUGGGGUUUGCAACAGAUCCAUCGAUGCAAGCCAUGGAAUGCAUGGCGGCCUGCUCCUCCACCAGUACAGGCCUGGGUGGGCUCACCGAAGACGACCUCGGCGACUUUGAUCGCUUCUAUUGCGGUGGUCUUCAGAGCCAGAUCCUGGAACUGGAUGGGCGCGGCCAGUGGGGUCAGGUGACUCGUAGCAUAAACGUCGGCGAUGCCGGCUGCGUCAUCCUCGAACCCUUUGCUCUUGGACUCUGCGCUGCCAACACCUGUGGACAGGUAAAAAUUAUCGAUCCGCGUUCUGCCCUCGGUGUAGUCCGCCAGAUAGAUGCGCACACUGGCGAGAUAUCCGACAUGUCGGUGAUGAACCAUGGUUAUACACUGGUCACUUGUGGCUGGUCCCGAAUGGCCGACUCUUCCCUUCGUAUGGACCGUCUUGCGAACGUAAGUUCCUCCUCUUCCCCACAUCCCUCUCUCUCUUCUGUAAUGACAAGCUCUUUUUGA
Messenger RNA from Dibothriocephalus latus, 699 nucleotides. NCBI's taxonomy places the organism in Eukaryota, Metazoa, Platyhelminthes, Cestoda, Diphyllobothriidea, Diphyllobothriidae. The record is from the annotation of a GenBank genome assembly.